AUGACAUCACCUAAGACCGACGAGUAUUACCUUUACCUUGCCCCAUCAAGGCACCUAACAGCAUGCAUUUAUGUAACCAAACCAUGUGACUGUAUUAAAGCUCUUUCCAGGUCACUUAAUGAAGCCCCUGAGUCAACGCCACAGGAGGCACUCAUUCUGGACAUCUGGCGCACCCUAAAAGAGAAAGCUGGACGACCACGUGACCUGGGAUCUCCGAUGUGCCUGGGACUUCAGCACGCUGGUUCUACGGAAGCCAAAAAGGAAGUGAGGUUCCGUGAAUCAUCUGAGCUGUGUGGCUUGGAGGAACAACUUCGUAUACAGCAUGAGGAACGAGCUCGCCGUCCACAGCCAUCGGAGAGAGAUCUUUCAAGGUACUUCCAGUACUUGAAUGAAGGAAUUGCAGAUCACCAAGUGACAACACCACCACCAAAUCUUCUGAAGGUCGUGACCCUGGACGUAGACAAGAGUGUACUGAGAAAUAUCAGAUUCCGCCUCGUGGUCAGCGACUUGGUAGAGGAACUGAGGGAAUGUUACCUGAAGGGAGCCAGGAGCGCCGUUCUCACCUACGCGCUGCACUGUCCCGCGAUUCGAGCAAAGCUGGGCAUCAGCGUUCCACCAGCACAUCACGAGCCAUUGGUGAUCAGAGCGCCAGUCCCUUGGCACCAAAGCUUUGUCACUGGAGCGCAUCACUGUUACCAUAACCUUUUUGCCGUCAACCAUAUCCUGAACUCUUUGGACGUCAUAUGGGAAGAAAGAUUCGCCAACUUGAGGUUCGUGAACAUGAAGGCGCUGGAGGGAAAGUCCGACCACGAGGCCCUAACCCCCCAGGCCCUUGAAAAAGCUGUCAAAUCACAAUGUGCCCAGACCAGGAACAUUCUGUUGACGAAGUGGCUUCCUGGUGUCGCUCGAAUCUUCGGCGAUAUGAUCGACCAGUGGAGGUCGCUGGUCCCCACAGACGUCUCCGACAGUCUGCGACAAGUGAGGCGGUUUUUCAGCUCAGUAAGAUCCAGGAUGUCGCUACAGCUGCGGCAGCUUGUCCUGAAUUCUAUCAGCGACUUCAGAGAUUGCCUCAUAAGGCACAGGGCUGGAAAUGACUACUGUGGGGAGUACGUUGAGGAGGACUUCAUCGAGCAAGCGGUUGUCGAGGUCUCCGUGGCUGUGAGGGGCAACCAGGUGCUCUUCGAUCCUCCACUCGAGCAGACCCACAAACACUUGCUCAAUUGCUUGGCAGCAAUCAUCCAGCACAACCAGAAGCUCCCCAGAGUGGAAAAACUUCUCUUCCCUGAGAUGUCCCGGCGUCGCCUCUAUCUCCAGGCUGUUAGUCCGGACGAGGAGGCCGUGGUGUCUGUCAGGAAGGAAAUUUCGACAAUUUUCUCCGUGAACGCUCCUGGCCCUGUCACCUACGCUGCAGUUUAUGAACAGUACAUACAUCUUUUGGACGGCACGACCGCUACAGAUGUCAAAGAUUUUAUCGAGAACUGUGGGUUGUUGAAGCAAGGAAAGAAGCGACUGUCUACUCUGAAGACCGUCGGUGAGGAGGUGGUCAGACUCUACGACUUCGUGCCCCUCGGUCUCGUACUCCUGAACUGCGUCGUUGUCAACAAAAGACUUCGAGUUCAGGUGGCAGAAUUAAACAAGUCGAUCCAAGACUACUUCGUGCUGAGGAACAAGGAACACGAUAAAGACAUAUGUCGGAACUUUGACGAGAUGUCCACCAGGCUGAGUCAAGUGACCGACGUGACCGCUGAGAUCGUCGAACUCAGCAACUACCUACACGUGUGCUCAUCCCAGACCAUGACGCAACUCCUCAUGGAGAUUCAGAAUGCAACUGACAGGCUCAUGUUCCUCUUGCAGUUUGGUAAAGUGCCCGAGGACCAAGUUGCUCUGAUUCAUCGCAUGUACGCCUGGCCCCACAAAAUCCAAGAGGACUUCCUGCUGGCUGAAGCUAGAAUCUCCCACAAGAGGGACCUCAAAGAGACGGCGCUCAAGGGUCGCAUCGCAGAUUUUGAAAAGACGCUGCAACAGUAUAACAAAGAACUGGAUGACCUUAAGGGGAGGGACAACUUCAUCAUGAAAGAGAUCCGCGUGGACACCAUGAAGAAGAAUGUCGAGAUGCUGGAUCGCCUCACCAGGCAGUUCCAGAACGCCAAGGCUGAACUCUCGUCCAUCAACGAAGAGCAGAGUCUCCUGAGUUGGGAGAAAACCAAGUUCCCUCUCCUGCAGGCGAUGAUUUCGCAGAAGGAACCCUACGACAUGCUGUGGCACACCACUUACGACUUCCACCAGAAAUAUGAACUCUGGUACAACGGUCCUUUUGCUGGUCUGGACGCAGAAGCCAUCAACGAGGAAGUGGAGGCAAUGUGGACGACUAUGUACAAACUGACCAAGACAUUCAUGGAUCAGGUAUCAUUGCCUUUGACAGAGUACGCGAAGGAGAGGAUAGAGAAAUUCAGACUGCACGUUCCUGUUCUUCAAUGCAUUUGCAACCCUGGUCUUCGGGAACGUCACUGGAAUCAGCUCGGGGAACAUCUGGGCACGGAACUGAACCUGCAGCCGGAGACGUCUCUAGCGGACAUGAUCGAGGUCGGUCUGCCUUCAGUUCAGCGGAAACUGGAGGAAAUCAGUCACGCUGCCUCGAAGGAGUUCAGCCUCGAGAAGGCUUUGGAGAAGAUGAAGGGCGAGUGGGCCAAUGUCCUCUUCGAGUUCAAACCGUGGAGGGAAACUGGGACAUCCAUCUUGGCUGCAGUGGACGACAUCCAGGUCCUGCUAGACGAACAACACACAAAAGGUGGCAGACGAUGAGGGGUCACCUUACUCAAGCCCUUCGAAGCCGAAAUUAGGGCGUGGGAGGAGAAACUUCUGUCGAUGCAGGAUAUCUUAGAUGCUUGGAUCAAGUGCCAAGUAACGUGGCUCUAUCUCGAGCCGAUCUUCUCGUCCGAGGACAUCAUGAAACAAAUGCCUGUUCGAAGGGAGGAAGUUUACUCGCGUGGACCGCCCACUUGGAGGCGAGCUCAUGGUGGGACAGCCGUCAAGGAUCCUCACGGCUUCUGUAGCCUGAGGCAGCCCAACAUGCUCACCAGGUUGCACGAGUGUAAUCAUCUGCUGGAGGAGAUACAGAAGGGCCUCAAUGAUUACCUUGAAAAGAAGCGUCUCUUCUUCCCAAGGUUCUUCUUCCUCUCGAACGACGAAUUGCUGGAGAUCCUCUCCGAGACGAAGGACCCGCAGCGCGUACAGCCCCACCUGAAGAAAUGCUUUGAGGGCAUCAGCAAGCUUCAUUUCUCAUCGCAGCAAGAGAUCGAGGGCAUGAUAUCCGCCGAGGGAGAGCUCGUCCAGUUCAGCAACAGAGUCAUCCCGUCAAAAGCUAGGGGACUGGUGGAGCGCUGGUUGGUCGAGGUGGAGGAGAUGAUGGUGCAGAGCGUCCAAGACGUUGCCGUCAGGGCCGUCGAGAACCACCCCUCGACGCCCCACAAGUUGUGGAUCACCCAGUGGCCUUCCCAGGUCGUCCUCACAGUAGCCCAGAUCGUCUGGACGACCGAAGUGACCAGCGCCAUUCUCAACAAGGGACUCAAGGAAUACCUUGAGGUCUGCAACUCUCGCAUCGAAGAAGUCGUAACGAUGGUCAGAGGUCACCUGGAACAUGGAACAAGGCUGACUCUUGGAGCCCUUAUCGUCACUUACGUUCAUGGACGGGAGGUUGUGGAGGAACUCAUUAGAAAGAACGCAUCUUCCACCAAUGAUUUUUCAUGGGUGUCUCAACUCCGAUAUUACUGGAUCAAUGAGCUGGUUGUGGUGGACAUGAUCAUGACGCGUUUGCAGUAUGGCUACGAAUAUCUAGGAAACACCUCCAGGCUAGUGAUCACACCCCUCACUGACCGAUGCUUCAGAACUUUGAUGGGUGCCCUGAAUCUGCAUCUCGGAGGGGCUCCAGAGGGUCCUGCUGGCACCGGCAAGACAGAAACCUGCAAAGAUCUGGCCAAGGCAGUGGCUAAGCAGUGCAUCAUAUUCAACUGUUCUGAUGGCCUAGACUACAAAGCCAUGGGCAAGUUCUUCAAAGGCUUGGCGCAGAGCGGUGCUUGGGCCUGCUUUGACGAGUUUAAUCGCAUAGAGUUGGAAGUUCUGUCAGUCGUGGGCCAACAGAUCCACACAAUUCAGACUGCCGUCAGCCGCAGAGCGAAAAGAUUUAUCUUUGAAGGGGUCGAUCUCGCACUGAAUCCAAGCUGUAAUAUUUUCAUUACUAUGAAUCCCGGGUACACUGGCCGUCGGGAAUUACCGGACAACCUGAAGGUCCUCUUCCGCACCGUAGCCAUGAUGGUGCCUGAUUACGCCAUGAUUUCCAAAAUCUCCCUCUUUUCCAUGGGAUUCGUUCAGGCUGAGAGCCUGGCUCGCAAGAUAGUAGACACAUACAAACUGUGUUGCGAGCAGCUGUCGUCUCAGCACCACUACGACUACGGCAUGAGGGCCGUGAAAGCGGUCCUCCUGGCAGCUGCCAAUCUGAAGCAGUUGAGCCCCGACCUCCCCGAGCCGCAGAUUGUCCUGAGGGCCAUCAGGGACGUCAAUAUACCCAAGUUCCUCGCUCAGGAUGUGCCCCUGUUUGAGGGAAUCGUGCAAGACCUGUUUCCGUCCGAGAAGGGUCAGACGGUAGAAAACGACCAGUUUCUCGAAGCAGCUCUCAGGAAGACUCUGGAGGAGAAUAAUCUACAGGCUGUACCUUGGUUCAUGGAGAAGAUGGUUCAACUGUAUAACAUGGUUCUGGUUCGUCAUGGGGUCAUGAUUGUUGGCGAGCCUCUGAGUGGGAAGACUCAGGCCUAUCAGGGACUGGCAACAGCUGUCGACAGGGCCGGAAGGGACAAGCAGCUGCCAGACGAACGUGGGGUCCAGUAUAAGAUCAUCAACCCAAAGUCCCUGACCCUCGGGCAACUCUACGGGGCUUAUGACCCCUUUUCACACGAGUGGUCUGAUGGGGUUUUGGCCAAAGCUUUCCGCGAGAUGGCUGUGUCGACUUCGGAGGAGCGCCGCUGGCUUGUCUUCGACGGCCCUGUGGACGCAGCUUGGGUCGAGAAUCUGAACACGGUGCUCGAUGACAACAAAAAGCUAUGUCUCAUGUCUGGAGAAAUUAUACAGAUGCCCAAUAAAAUGAGCGUCAUGUUCGAGACUUCGGAUCUAGAGCAGGCGUCUCCAGCAACGGUGUCUCGUUGUGGGAUGGUUUACAUGGAGAAUAAACAGCUCGGAUGGAGGCCUUUGAAGGACUCGUACAUGAACACCUUACCCGAAGCCAUCACCGAGGCAGUGAAGGAGAUGUUGGAGGAGGUCCUCGAGUGGCUUCUUCCGCCUAUUUUCGACUUCGUCCACAAGAAGUGCAAGUUUAUGAUCGAUACUUCCGAGCUCCACCUUUUCCAGUCAUUUUCGAGACUUCUCGAUUCGCUGCUAGACGAAGUGCGGGAAGCGGGAAAGCCCCUCGGAAUCAAGAUGUCCGACGACAAACUCACCUGUCUCCUUCAGUGUCUAGUCACAUUCGUUGUUCCCUGGACGAUUGGGUCGACAAUAACAGGCACAAGCCGACGUCUGUUCGACCAGUUUUUCCGGACGCUACUCCAGGGAAAGAUGGAUAAAUACCCGAAGCCAGAUUGUUUCAGGUUGACCCGUGCCAUGCUGCCUCCCGACACGGGUCUUGUUUACGACUAUUUGUACGACAAAGAGACACAGAAGUGGGUUCCUUGGUUCGACACCAUUGAUAAAGAACGACUCCUCAUCCCCCCCGAUGCAAAGAUCACGAAGCUGUUGAUUCCCACCGCCGAGACAGCCCGCCAGGAAUACUUCAUCCGUACGUGUCUGGAACACGACGUACCCAUGCUCCUCCUGGGCCCGACUGGCACCGGGAAGAGUGCCAUCACGAACAUGGCACUUGUUAAUCUACCCAAGGAAAAGUUCAUCAUCAAUACCAUCAAUUUCUCGAGUCGAACCACAGCUGGGCAAGCACAAGAUAUUAUCAUGUCGAAGGUGGACAGACGCCGGAAAGGCGUGUUCGGACCAGCCAUGGGAAGGAAAUAUGUCGUCUUCAUCGACGACGUCAACAUGCCGCAGAAGGAGACUUACGGAGCGCAGCCACCCAUCGAAUUCCUGAGGCAGUGGCUCGAUCACAAACACUUCUAUGAUAAGAAGGACACCUCCAAAAUAGAACUGGUUGAUUCGCUGUUUGUCGGUGCCAUGGCUCCCCCGAGUGCCGGUCGCAACAGCAUCUGCGGUCGAUUCACGCGUCAUCUGAAUGUGCUGUGCAUCGAUGCCUUCGACGACGCCACCCUCGAUAAGAUCUUCGGCGCCAUUGUCGCUUGGCAUUUCUCCACGCAGGAGGACUCGACCAUCCAGCAGCUCCAGAGGGCCGUAGUCCAGGCAUCUCGCGAAGUCUACAAAAGAGUGAGCUCUGCCUUCCUCCCAACCCCAGCCAAGAGUCAUUAUGUCUUUAACCUGCGGGAUUUCUCGAGGGUUAUCAACGGCAUUCUGCUGGUGCCCAACUCUGCCCUGAGCACAGUCGAGAAGCUCAUGAGACUGUGGCUUCACGAGGUCUACAGGGUCUUCCAUGACAGGCUGUGCGAUGAUGCUGACAGGAACGAAUUCUACGAAAUCGUCAGGGAGGUCGGAGAGACAAACUUCCGCCAGAAACUCGACCAUGUCUUAGACCACUUGGUACCCAAGAGCGAGGAGCUGAACCCUUCGCAUGUCGACUCCUUGAUAUUUGGUGAUUAUAUGAUACCUGACGCUGAAGAAAAGGUCUAUGACGAGAUCCAGGAUAUGUCAGACCUAACUCAGGUGAUGGAGACGUACUUGAAUGAGUAUAAUGUGGUAAGCAAGUCCACCAUGUCGCUGGUCAUGUUCCAGUACAUGAUCCAACACGUUGCACGCAUUAGCCGGGUACUGAAGCAAAACUGCGGCCACGCUUUGCUCAUCGGCUUUGCAGGAUCAGGUCGCCAGAGCUGCACGAAACUGGCAGCUUUUAUGGCUAAUUAUGACUUGUUCCAGAUUGAAGUGACGAAGACUUAUGGCGUAGCCGAAUGGAGGGAUGACAUCAAGAAGGUCAUGAUGAAAGCUGGGGGAGAUGGAAAGCCAACAGUCUUCCUCCUCAUGGACAACCAAAUUGAAGACGAGAGCUUUAUCGAAGACGUCAACACAUUGCUCAACACCGGAGACCUACCAAAUUUGUACACCAAUGAGGAAAAGGCAGAAAUUCUGGAGAAGAUUCAGGCAGUUGCUAAAGAUGAGGGCGCCAAGAUGGACCCAUCGCCUGCCACUCUCUACGCAUUCUUCAACGAGCGGGUUCGAGCCAACCUCCACCUGGUUGUGGCUGUCUCUCCCAUUGGGGACACCUUCAGGUCUCGAUUAAGAAGAUUCCCGUCUUUAAUCAACUGUUGCACCAUUGACUGGUUCCAAGCCUGGCCUGAAGAAGGCCUGGAACGAGUCGCUUCAACUCUGCUGGAGGAAGCGAAGCUGGAAGCUUCUUUGCUGAAACGGUGCGUCUCAGCUUGCGUCUAUUUCCACCACACUAUAAAGGAGCUGAGUCAGAGAUAUUACGAGCAACAUGGCAGGCGUUGUUACGUGACUCCUACUUCGUUCCUGGAGGUGGUCUUCACUUUCAAGAAACUCCUGCUCAAAAAGCGCUCCGAGAUUCUUACCCUGAGGGAUAGGUACGUAACCGGCCUGGAAAAGCUGAAAGAAGCUAAACUGCUGAUUACAGAACUGCAAGAGGAACUGAAGAUGUUGCAGCCACGGCUCGUCGAGACUUCAGCUAACACGGAAGCCCUGAUGAUUAAAAUUGAACAAGACACCAUUCAAGUAGAGAGGAAGAAGGAGCUGGUGGCCGCUGACGAGGCUGUGGCAAAUAAGAAAUUUGCCGACGCUCAAUCUAUCAAGGAUGACUGCGAGAAGGAACUGGCAAAGGCAGUUCCCGCUCUGAAUGCUGCUACAGACGCCCUGAACACGCUUAAGCAAGACGACAUCAGGGUCGUGAAAGCCAUGAAAAACCCACCUCCAGGAGUCAAACUGGUCAUGGAAGCCGUGUGUGUCAUGCUAGAGGUCAAGCCGGAACGAAAGCCCGACCCAAGUGGGUCUGGAAAGAUGAUCGAGGACUUUUGGGCGCCGUCGCAGAAGCUCUUGGGAGACAUGAAGUUCUUGCAGAAUCUCCUGGAUUACGACAAGGAGCACAUUCCAACCAAGAUCAUCACCUUAGUUAGGAACAAAUUCUACAGCCAUCCCGAUUUCGACCCGAAGAAGAUUCGGAUGGUUUCCAUGGCCUGCGAGGGCCUGUGUCGGUGGGUGAGGGCCAUGGUGGUCUAUGACCAGGUCAUCAAAAUUGUCGCCCCGAAAAAACAGGCGCUCGAAGCUGCCAAUCACGAGCUCGCCCUUCAAAAUGAGAAGCUGGAGGAGAAGAGGAAGGAACUGAGAGAGGUGACAGACAAACUGCAGGCCCUGAAUGACGAGUUCACGAAGAAACAGAAGGAGAAGAAAGAUCUCGAGGAUUCCAUCGUCAGGUGUGAACAGAAGAGGGACAGAUCAGAGAGGCUCAUCGGAGGCUUAGGAGGAGAAAGGGACAGAUGGAGCAGCGAAGCGCAACAGCUGAGCGAGAGCUUGGAGAACGUCGUCGGGGACGUCCUGAUCGCCGCUGCCAUCAUAGCCUACCUGGGGCCCUUCACAGUCGACUACAGACAGGAAUGUGUCAAGAAGUGGCACUCUCACUGUCAGGAGCUUGGGAUAUCCUGCAGUCCGACGUUUUCUCUCUACGACACAUUGGGCGACACAGUGCAGAGUCGGACUUGGCAAUUGGCAGGUUUACCCGUCGAUGAGUUCUCCGUCGAUAACGGCAUCAUUGUCGCGUACUCGAGGCGAUUCCCACUCAUGAUAGACCCGCAAGGUCAAGCCAAUAAAUGGAUCAUGAACAUGGAGAAAGAAAACGGGCUCUUGGUGACGAAACAGACGGACCCUUCCUUCAUCAGGACGGUGGAAGAGGCACUGCAGAAAGGAGUGCCCCUGCUGAUCGAAGGUGUUGGAGAGGACAUCGAUCCAGUUCUAGAUCCUGUGCUGCUGAAGCAGACGUACAAACAGCAAGGUGUGGACCACGUCCGUUUCGGUGAGCAUCAGAUCGAGUUCCGCAGUGGCUUCAAACUCUAUUUCACGACGAGGCUGAGGAAUCCCCAUUACCUCCCGCAGAUUACCGUCAAGGUUGUCCUUGUGAACUUCCUUAUUACCCAGCUCGGUCUGGAGAACCAGUUGUUAGGUCUGGUUGUGGCCCACGAAAGGCCUCAGCUUGAAGAACGGAAGAACCGGCUAUUGGUGGAGUCUGCUCAUAAUCGCCGCGCACUGCAAGAGACCCAGGAGAAAAUCCUCGAGGUUCUUUCGACUGCCGGCCAAAAUCUUCUCGAAGAUGAAAAGGCGAUUGAUAUCAUGUCCUCCAGCAGGGUUCUGUCACAGGAGAUAUCUGCUAAGGAGGAGGUUGUCCAACAGACCGAGAUGGAAAUCGACGAAGCCCGCAGUGCAUACCAGCCGGUAGCCAUUCAUGCCUCCGUUCUUUUCUUCUGCGUCUCGGAUAUGGCAGCUAUAGAACCCAUGUACCAGUACUCCCUGGCCUGGUUUAUCAGUCUCUACCAUCAGUCCAUUAGGAGUUCGGCCACAAGCGAAAACGUCGAGUCAAGAAUCGAAUUGCUGAAUUCGUAUUUAACAAGAGCCAUUUUUCUGUCAGUCAGCCGAUCUCUCUUUGAGAAAGACAAGAUGCUCUUCUCCUUCAUCUUGUGUGUGAGACUUCAGCAAGCACAGGGUUCUCUUAACGAAGACGUGUGGCGCUUCUUACUAACCGGAGGAAAAGGCCUCAUUGACAGCUCCACAGGUUCUCCUCCAACGUCGUGGCUUUCGGACAGAGCCUGGCACCAACUCAUCCAGGCCGGGAGAUGUGAAAGCCUGUCAGGCAUAGAUGAGCACCUAACCAAGAACCUUCCGCUCUGGGAGGAGGUGCACGAGUCUCCCGUGCCUCAUCAGACGCCUUUCCCAGAGCCUUAUCGUGAUCUGAGCGCCCUUGAGAGGCUGGCUGUGCUUCGAUGCAUAAGGCCAGAUAAGGUCACGCUCGCUAUUCAGGACAUGAUUGAAAAGCAGCUAGGGGAGGAAUACCUCUCGCCACCUCAAUUCAACAUUUCUUCCUCCUUCGAUGACUCCACCUGCAGGACUCCUCUUAUUUUCAUCCUUUCUCCUGGAACGGAUCCAGUGGCAUCCCUCCAAAGAUUCGCAGAGGAAAAACAGAUUCCAGACGAGGCUUUCCACGUUAUAUCUUUGGGUCAGGGGCAGGGAUCUGUGGCUGAGAACACGAUCGAGCAAGGGGCGGAGUCCGGGUGGUGGGUGGUCCUCCAGAAUUGCCACCUGGCCGAGAACUGGAUGGUCCGCCUGGAGAUCCUUUGCAGCCGAGUCCUCUCCUCUGAUUCCACUCAUUCCGACUUCCGUCUCUGGCUCACCAGCUACCCGUCACCAGCUUUCCCCGUGUCUCUGCUGCAGGACAGCAUCAAGAUGACCAACGAGCCCCCAAGAGGCCUAAGGGCCAACCUCAUCAAGUGUUACCACAGUGACCCCAUCAACGACCCUGAGUUCUUCGACGGCGGCGCCAACCAGCGACCCUUCCAACGACUCAUUUACGGCCUCUGCUUCUUCCACGCCCUUAUCCAGGAGCGCAGAAACUUCGGGCCCCUCGGCUGGAACGUGCCCUAUCAGUUCAACGAGUCAGAUAUUAAGAUCAGUGUCAAACAGCUCAAGAUGUUGGUUACCGAAUGCCAAUCCAUCGACGAUAUUCCUCUGGAGGCCCUUGUGUACCUGACGGGAGAAUGCAAUUAUGGAGGGCGGGUCACCGAUGUCAGGGACAGGCGUCUCCUCUUGUGUCUUCUGACGAAUUUCUACAACAGCGAUUUGAUUCAAGAAGAUGGAUACAAAGUCUGCGGAGUUGAAGAGUAUCGAGUUCCUGUCUGUGGAGGGUGGAAGGAACAUCUGGAUCAUAUAUCUACGCUUCCCCUGUCAGCUCCUCCGCAGGUCUUCGGGCUCCAUGAAAAUGCUGACCUUGCUAAAGACCAUAGAGAGACAGACCAGCUCUUCCGUGGGAUUUUAAUCCUGGAGCCACAGCUGAGAAGCAGCGCUGACAGCGAUGCAGCUGAAAUGGUGCUUGACUUAGCUUGUGAAAUUUUAGCCAGACUUCCUCCGUUGUUUGACAUCGCCCGUGUCGAAGAAAAGCAUCCACUUAGCUACAACCAGUCUCUGAACACAGUCUUAAAACAAGAGCUUCUGCGUUACAAUCGCCUGAUAGCUGCUGUGCGAUCAACGCUGAAGUCGGUGAAAAAAGCUGUGAGCGGCGAGAGCUUGAUGUCUGACGAAGUGGAGGACACCUACCAUUCACUCAUGCUGGGGAAAAUUCCCGCUGCCUGGGAGAAUCGGUCCUACCCUUCCAGGAAGGGUCUCGCUCCCUACAUAAGUAAUCUGUUGCAUAGGCUGAAAUUUUUCAAACGUUGGGCAGAGGAGAAAACUCCCGAUGUGUUUUGGUUUUCGGGGCUGUUCUUCCCUUACACAUUCCUUACUGGAAUACGACAGAAUUAUUCCAGGAAACACAGGAUUCCAAUUGAUCGUAUAUACUUCCAAUUUAAGGUGAUGGGGAAAGAGGUGGAGGAUAUCAUCAACGACUGUAUCAAGCCAAAUUUUGUCGAGCUUCCAGAGGUCAUUGAGACUCUCCCGACACCUAAUAUGCGGGGCAGAUACCAACCCCUUGACACUGAUGUUGAAGAGGAUCUCUCCCUCACCGAGGAACGUCACACUCACACUGAAGAGAAGAGUGAUGGCAAUUCCUUGGAUCGAGUGGAGGAGUGCCCAGAGAUGGAAGAAGCUGAUGAUGUCGGGGAACUUCCGUCCCUUGAGGAGAACAGCAUCGAGAGCAAUGAUGACGUCAUAUACAAAAUGAUUCCGCGACAGUGCGAGGGCGGCACUUACACUUGGGGCUUCUUCUUGGAAGGUGCCCGAUGGGACAGAGAACAGCACUGUCUUGUGGAAAUGGCUCCCAAACAGCUUCAUGAUCAGCUUCCCAUAAUUCUUUUCCAACCUGCUGUAUUGCCUGAAGGGGCUACCUUGGGCGAGGAGGAAGUGAACGGGGUAUACCGGUGUCCCGUUUACCGGACCAGCGAGCGUCGAGGGACGCUGUCCACCACGGGACACUCGUCCAAUUACAUCCUGGACCUGGUGUUGCCGUCUCCUCUUCCUUCCACCCACUGGAUCACCAGGGGCGCGGCCGCUCUGACGCAGCUCGACUAUUGAGGAGGAAACUAGCGGCCUCUCUGGUAGCAAAGCUUUAACCACUUUUUUUUAUUAUUAUUAUUUUGACGACAGAUUUCUUCGUUUCGUUAUCAUUGCUAUACAUGUUACUCCCUGCUGUUGUUGACAUCGACAUCGUCCAUCGCCCCUCCAUGAAAUUUCGUGUUAGAUUGAGCCAGUCUCUUCCGUCGUAGCUCAGGGUCCUUGGCAUCAGUCAGAGUUAUCGCAAGUGAUCAUCGUCAUCUUCUGCAGGUCUGCCUUUCGUGUUCAUUGUCAUAAGCAUAUGGCUGUUAUUAUCAAUGAGACUAGAUUACUUGUGUCACCUUAAUCUCAUCUUUCAUCGCAUUAUUCCUCCUCUAAAUGUUUGAUUUAUUUCACGUCAUUUUGCUUAGAUUGUCAUUAUUAGAAUUAAUAUCAGUAUUUUGAGUUGUUCUCUCUCUCUCUCUCUUUUCCAUUCCGGGAUUUUGACUUCAUUUGUAUAUGAAUAAUCAACAAAUAAUAAACUUACUAAACGCCUUAGCGGAAUUGAUAUUACCGAAUGAACAUAAUUUUCAUUAUGCAAAGAUCGUAUCUUUGCGUUUCGAGUUUGAAAAGUUUUAUGGUGAAACUAAAUAUCAAGACUAAACUUACACAGAAAUCGGUGACAUUAAUUUUCUAUAUGAAAAGUCGAAAUCUUCUUGACUGUCAGUCAAGUGAAGUGAGUUGUUCAUAAGCGAAAGAAAAUACUUUUUUAAAUGACACAGCAAAAGGACCUCUUUACAUGGCAAAGAAAAUGUUCCUUCAAGCGAACGGAAAUGGAAGUCAGUUUCAUUUUGAACAUUUCAGAGCAGUCGAUAUUUUGUCAUUUGUGGCAACGGGUGGGUACGAUUUACCCUUGAAUUCACCUAAAGUACUGCAGUACAAGAGACGUUCAGGUGUGCCCGUCACAGCGCUUCCUGGCUCCUUUUACUCUCCAUCCAGUCUUCUGGGUCUAACCCACGUUGGCGUCCGACUUCCUACUUUGCUACGUGUUCCAGUUCCCACCCAUUAUGGAAGACGCAAUCUUUCGGGUAAUAUAGUGCUGUCAUAGAAAACAAUACUACUCAUCGCUUGAAGCGGUUACAUACUACGUAUAACUGUUUUGUCCAUGGGCUAGGUACCCAAACACCCUUCCCCCCCCUCCCCCACAACC
Macrobrachium nipponense is the source of this 13483-nucleotide messenger RNA. Its product is annotated as dynein axonemal heavy chain 3-like. The record is from RefSeq and is a predicted model, not a curated record. Gene Ontology annotation, cellular component: dynein complex. Gene Ontology annotation, molecular function: ATP hydrolysis activity; ATP binding; dynein intermediate chain binding. Lineage: Eukaryota; Metazoa; Arthropoda; Malacostraca; Decapoda; Palaemonidae. Gene Ontology annotation, biological process: microtubule-based movement.